Suillus paluster is the source of this 711-nucleotide messenger RNA. RefSeq lists its product as uncharacterized. NCBI's taxonomy places the organism in Eukaryota, Fungi, Basidiomycota, Agaricomycetes, Boletales, Suillaceae. The record is from RefSeq and is a predicted model, not a curated record. The transcript is spliced from 4 exons. Gene Ontology annotation, molecular function: protein binding. The coding region runs from base 1 to 711 and encodes 236 amino acids.
AUGACCGCUGCUCCAAGUGUGUCCAUCCCCAAGCAGGUGGCAUUCACCGCACAAGGAAAACUGAUUGUCGGGGGGAGUGAUCAUGGAUUGGUGUAUGUAUUCAAGAGGAAAUCAGGGAAGUUAUUUGAGACUCUUUGUCACUCCAAUACGGGCUUGGUGCAGACAAUAGCGACGCAUAAUCUUAACGGGCGCUGUACAGUCGCCAGUGCUUCACCAGCGCUAGGCCGUGGAAAGGCUACAAUCAACUUAUGGGUCUAUAACUAUGGACCAGCAAAGGAAACUCUUACCUCUGAAGAUUCCCGGCCUAUGUCGCAUGUGAUUAUGCGCGCGUUCAAAAUCCUGGUUCAUUUUGGUGCCUUGGUGGUUAUCAUCUGUUUUUUUGAUAACAAACUACUUCGACGCAGUGGCAACAUGGUCAGGAGACCUCGCCCAACACAUGGGAAUGACUUGAUACCAGAAGCCCACCAGGAAGUAGACGAACAGAGCAACACAUUGAUGCUACAUGAACUUGCAGGAAAACUCAUCAAAGUCAUUCGAGAAGCAGAGAGAGAUGGAGGUGUGGGUGAGGAUAUUCAUGAUGUGACCCGACACGACGAGAUUGCCGCAGAAGCUGAAAGGGUAUUUUUUGAGGCGGUGAAGGCAGGAGAAGACGAUAUCAGAAGAGCUCGGAGACAACACAAUGAUUCGGGGAAAGAUGACAUUCUCUUGUGA